AUGGAGAGAAAGAAUGGCUCAACUACAGGUUUUCUUGAUCAUUCUGACCAGCCUCAGUGCCACAUGAAUAUGUCAUUUGGAAACGAUGCCUAUCAGAUUAAGAUGACCCACGUGACAGCAGAUUGCACUACUCCAGGUUCUGUUGAUCAUUCUGACCAGCCUCAGUGCCACAUGAAUACGUCAUUUGCAAACGAUGCCCCUCAGAAACAGAUGACCCACGUGACAGCAGAUUGCACUACUCCAGGUUCUGUUGAUCAUUCUGACCAGCCUCAGUGCCACAUGAAUACGUCAUUUGCAAACGAUGCCCCUCAGAAACAGAUGACCCACGUGACAGCAGAUUGCACUACUCCAGGUUCUGUUGAUCAUUCUGACCAGCCUCAGUGCCACAUGAAUACGUCAUUUGCAAAUGAUGCCCCUCAGAAACAGAUGACCCACGUGACAGCAGAUUGCACUACUCCAGGUUCUGUUGAUCAUUCUGACCAGCCUCAGUGCCACAUGAAUACGUCAUUUGCAAACGAUGCCCCUCAGAAACAGAUGACCCACGUGACAGCAGAUUGCACUACUCCAGGUUCUGUUGAUCAUUCUGACCAGCCUCAGUGCCACAUGAAUACGUCAUUUGCAAACGAUGCCCCUCAGAAACAGAUGACACUUAUACCACAGAUUUUUUGA
Molecule: messenger RNA, 669 nt
Organism: Knipowitschia caucasica
Lineage: Eukaryota; Metazoa; Chordata; Actinopteri; Gobiiformes; Gobiidae
Source: the annotation of a GenBank genome assembly